Rhinichthys klamathensis goyatoka is the source of this 1667-nucleotide messenger RNA. RefSeq names its product hippocalcin (gene hpca). Lineage: Eukaryota; Metazoa; Chordata; Actinopteri; Cypriniformes; Leuciscidae. Gene Ontology annotation, molecular function: calcium ion binding. The record is from RefSeq and is a predicted model, not a curated record. The coding region runs from base 172 to 753 and encodes 193 amino acids. The transcript has 5 exons.
CAGCGCGCGGCAGCAGUAGACAGUAUCGCUGGACAUAAGAGAAGGCGCUCGCGCUGCUUAUCCUGCUCUCCUUCCACAACAUAUCAACACAUCGAGGGAAACUUCGCGUUUUUUUGGACACGGUCUGACCCGGGGCCUCGGUGUUGUCACUGCGCACAGAGACGUAUCAUUAUGGGAAAACAGAACAGCAAACUCAGGCCCGAGAUGCUACAGGACCUGAGGGAGAACACGGAGUUCACUGACCACGAGCUGCAGGAGUGGUACAAGGGGUUCCUCAAAGACUGUCCCAGUGGGCAUUUGAACGUUGAAGAGUUUAAGAAGAUCUACGCCAACUUCUUCCCAUACGGUGAUGCCUCAAAGUUCGCUGAGCACGUCUUCCGUACGUUUGACACCAACAACGAUGGGACCAUCGACUUCCGGGAGUUCAUCAUUGCUCUGAGCGUGACAUCACGGGGAAAACUGGAGCAGAAGCUGAAGUGGGCCUUCAGCAUGUACGAUCUGGACGGCAACGGUUACAUCAGCCGUGAUGAAAUGCUAGAGAUUGUGCAGGCCAUUUAUAAGAUGGUGUCAUCGGUGAUGAAAAUGCCUGAGGACGAAUCCACACCAGAGAAGAGGACGGAUAAGAUAUUCAGACAAAUGGACCUGAACAAUGAUGGCAAGUUGUCUUUGGAAGAGUUCAUUAAAGGUGCCAAAAGCGAUCCCUCCAUUGUGCGACUACUGCAGUGUGACCCCAGCAGCGCUUCGCAGUUUUGAGUCACUCCAGACAACCGGCACUCAAUGCAUGAAAGCUCUUAUAUCUCAUUCUUCUUUGUGUUCCAGACGGAAGAGUUUUAAGAGUAAAAAAAAAGUGCAACAGUUUUCAGUUUUUUCCCAGAAAGGACAUGCGUACAUCUGAAGAGCAAAGACAACACCUGCCAAGACAUCCAAGUCUGCUGCGUGUCAUCCGUCCUUGUCUCUGCUAGUGGAGUGCUUGACUCCACACACACACACACACACACACACACACAAAAAAGGGUCCAGAUUUGGGAAAGGAAUGUUCCUUUUUAGGAAUCGUGCAUGCGCUCCCGACCUUCCCCACUCCUCACAAACCUUUUGUGUUUAAUAUCUGUGCUGUUUUGUUUCUCUUCCCCUUUGUUUUGUGAGCGCACAGUUCCCCAUCUACUUUUUAUAUUGAUAUUUAUGUGUAUAUACAGUAUAAAUGCAUAUUAGAACUACAAAGGAAGGCAGUUAUAGACGUCUUUUUACUCGCGUGCAUCUUACGGCAGUAUUAUGUAGCUUCGGGCAGUAUCCAAAUCUUAGUCUCUAAUCGACCCAGUGGACUGAUGGACUGAAUGUUGGGAUUUUCCUGCUCUGGCGCUCAUGAUCUUUAUUUUACAAAGAGAAGGCUGAGGAUCCCAUUCUUGAAUUCUAUUCAUUUGAACUUUUUGUUGUUGUUGUUGUAAAUAUGUGGUUUGCCUCCAUAUCUCUUUUAUUUAUUUUUGCAUUUUUAUGGUGUUUAUUUGACCAAGGGUGAUUUUAUUACUGUUUAACCGAGACGUUAGACACUUGGUGAUGUAUUAUGAGCAAGUUGUUGUUAAUUCAAGGCUUUUCAAUGCAUUGUGGGUAAUGUUUGCAUCAGGGGAUACAUUCCGUUGUGUUUUGAAUGGAAUACACUAUAGCACAUAUCA